UUGGUUAGACUCGAAGUGUACGGUGGUGUAAAGCAGCAUCUUGGCACUGGCCCUCAAAGGAUCGAUACCAAGUCGGGUCCAGCUGCAGUACUGCGAAAUCUCGAGCAGAUCAUACCAACAGGUCGCAGGACUUACCAUGUCGUUGCAAUCGACAGGUUUUAUACCUCGGUUCCGCUCCUAAUGGAUCUUUUAUCAAAGAAAGUUUAUGCAGUGGGGACCAUUCAGACGUCGCGCGUCGGGUUUGCCAAGAGCGUCAUAGACAAAAGAAAAAACGACCAAAGACGUGAUGCGUGGUGA
Phytophthora sojae is the source of this 297-nucleotide messenger RNA. RefSeq lists its product as hypothetical. The annotation marks the transcript as partial. The record is from RefSeq and is a predicted model, not a curated record. The transcript has a single exon. Lineage: Eukaryota; Oomycota; Peronosporomycetes; Peronosporales; Peronosporaceae.